GCAAUCUCCAAGAUGCUCCGUUUCAUUAUACUACACUUUACCAGAAAAUAAGCAACACGUGAAGAAAAUGGCAAUUACAUCGACCAACACGCCCUACAAGCUGCGAAAGAGGGGCGAUCGCUUGUUCUUCGAAAAGAAUGGGGAGACUAUAUCGCCCUGGCACGAUAUCCCUUUGUUUGCAGACAGCAAAAAGGAAACAGUGAAUAUAGUCGUUGAAAUCCCGCGGGCGACAGACCUGAAAAUGGAGGUCUCCAAAGACGAACAGAACAACCCCAUCAAGCAGGACGUUUCUAAAGGAAAGCCAAGAAUGAUUGCCGAUGUGGUCCCGUUCAAAGGCUACCCUUGUAACUACGGCGCAUUACCACAGACCUGGGAAAGCCCCGACAUAAAAGACACCGAAACCGGAAUUCCAGGAGACGACGACCCGCUAGAUGUCUGUGAGAUUGGGGACAGAGAGUCCUAUUGCGGGGAAGUCAAACGAGUAAAGCCGCUCGGUGCCUUUGCGGUGCUCGAUGAAGGAGAGACCGACUGGAAGGUUGUAGCGAUCGAUGUGAAUGAUCCGCUGGCGUCAAGGCUAUCUGAUGCCAAUGAUGUGGAGGCUUCGUUCCCAGGAUAUCUUGAUUCGCUGAAGACCUGGUAUCGUGUGUAUAAGGUUCCGGAUGGGAAACCGGAGAAUGAUAUUGCUCUUGGGGGGGAGGUAGAGGACAGGAAAUUCGCGUUUGAUCUGAUAGAGCGCUGCCGCGCUGAAUGGGAAAAGUCCCGGAAGGGUUAUCCUGGUUGAAAACUCCCAUCAUUAUGGAUAUUUUGUGCUUCCAGAAUCAUGUUUCCAUUGGCGUUAGUCGCAGUCUACUUCUAUCUCAUAAUAGCUAAGUGUCCGGUACCAGUCCAGUCGGACCGCGCGAACCGUAUAUACUUCCGCCAUGACUGUCCGUUCUAUCUUUAGCUGAACGGAGCCGGGCUUUGAGAUAUAACAAGAACAAGCGGAGAUUAACUCCAUGAAUAUUCCC
Messenger RNA from Aspergillus versicolor CBS 583.65, 1007 nucleotides. RefSeq lists its product as uncharacterized. The transcript has 4 exons. Gene Ontology annotation, biological process: phosphate-containing compound metabolic process. The record is from RefSeq and is a predicted model, not a curated record. Bases 68 to 781 code for a protein of 237 amino acids. Gene Ontology annotation, molecular function: inorganic diphosphate phosphatase activity; magnesium ion binding. Lineage: Eukaryota; Fungi; Ascomycota; Eurotiomycetes; Eurotiales; Aspergillaceae. Gene Ontology annotation, cellular component: cytoplasm.